Molecule: messenger RNA, 300 nt
Organism: Funneliformis geosporum
Lineage: Eukaryota; Fungi; Glomeromycota; Glomeromycetes; Glomerales; Glomeraceae
Source: the annotation of a GenBank genome assembly
ACCUUACUACUUUACAAAAAUUAGGAUAUUGUCAUAAAGAUUUUCAUAGUGGAAAUAUAUUGCAAGAUAAAGAAUUUUCUUUUGUUUCAGAUUUUGGAUUUACAGGACCAGCAGAUAAGCAAAAUUCGAAUGACAAAAUAUAUGGGGUAUUACCAUAUAUCGCUCCAGAAGUCUUGAAUGGAGGAUCAUAUACUUUAGCUUCUGACAUCUACAGUUUUGGUGUGAUUAUGGCUGAAUUAUCAACUGGAAAUCCUCCCUUUUAUGAUAGAAAACAUGAUGUGUCUUUAGCCUUAGAUAUUU